Molecule: messenger RNA, 1810 nt
Organism: Electrophorus electricus (electric eel)
Lineage: Eukaryota; Metazoa; Chordata; Actinopteri; Gymnotiformes; Gymnotidae
Gene: htr1b
Product: 5-hydroxytryptamine (serotonin) receptor 1B
Biological process (GO): positive regulation of MAPK cascade; adenylate cyclase-activating adrenergic receptor signaling pathway
Cellular component (GO): plasma membrane
Molecular function (GO): G protein-coupled serotonin receptor activity
Source: RefSeq, a predicted model, not a curated record
UGUUACAAUCUGGAGAACGAAAGCUGGUGUUUUUGAAAGUACAGCAAGAGGAUUACUUACCAUGGAUGUCGGACUAUUGUGUCAACACAACUUUUGGGUUGUUUCAUUGUGCUUUCUUGCAACUUGUAAACGUUAUCUGAUUCUUUGUCUCAUUCAAGCAAAAAAAGUGAAACAAAAUAAUGAAAUUCCCUCUGAAAAACAUGAACCAUAUAGAUCCAUAUAUUAUGGAGAAAUCUGCCUAGCGUGGUUCUGAAGCUAGAACAAAGCAAGGAAGCAAAGAAAAUGCUUUGCCAUUUUUAAGGAUUCUAAAGGCGCAAAUGUGCUCUGUGAUGAUAUGAAAAAACUGAAAGAAGUGCGUCUCCUCGUCGUCUGGCAUGGAGCGCCUCGGUCACUUCACACCAACCGCAGCAAAUUAUGAACAGGUAAUGAAUGUCUCAAGCAACAGUACUAAUGUGACAUACGCAUCUAAAAGUGACGAGGAAGGGAUAAGUCUUGUUUUCCAAAUAACGGUUGCGUUAAUUCUUGGUGCCAUCACUCUCGCCACAACACUAUCGAACGCAUUUGUUAUUGCGACGAUUUCCCAGUCAAGAAAGCUCCAUACACCAGCGAACUUCUUGAUAGCAUCUCUUGCUGUCACUGAUCUCUUGGUGUCCGUGCUCGUGAUGCCAAUAAGUGCGCUAUACACGAUCAGUCACACGUGGACGCUCGGACAAGUUAUAUGUGACAUUUGGCUGUCUUCAGAUAUAACUUGUUGCACUGCAUCGAUUCUGCACUUGUGCGUAAUUGCCUUGGAUCGAUAUUGGGCGAUAACUGACGCGUUGGAGUAUGCCAAAAGGCGCACUACAAGCCGGGCAGCAGGAAUGGUGGCGACCGCUUGGAUCAUCGCUAUUUCUAUUUCCGUUCCUCCCUUCUUUUGGCGACAGGUGAAGACAGGGGAGGUAACCAGCUGCGCCGUGAACACGGACCACAUUUUUUACACCAUUUAUUCCACAUUUGGGGCAUUCUACAUCCCAACUUUGCUGCUUAUUGCCUUGUAUGGAAGAAUAUAUGUCGAGGCGAGGAAGCGUAUCUUGAAGAAGUCGCCAAAAAAAGUCGGGAAAAGAUUUACUUCAGCGCACCUCGUCACAAACUCUCCCGGGUCGGUAUCUUCCAUGACUCCUUUGCACUGCGGACGGCAGGAGCUGUGCUCCAGUGACACCGGAUCACUUACGACUGAAAGCCAGAUUAAAAUCAUCGUGUCCGAUUCACUUUUGGAGAAAAAGAGGAUUUCGGCUGCCAGAGAGAGGAAAGCGACGAAAACACUUGGCAUAAUUUUAGGAGCCUACAUAGUGUGCUGGUUGCCAUUUUUCAUUUAUACACUUUUGGUACCACUUUGUCCAUCCUGCCCUUUAUACGCAGAACUGUUUGACUUUUUCACAUGGCUUGGCUACCUCAACUCAUUAAUAAAUCCUAUCAUAUACACAAUGUCAAAUGAUGAUUUUAAAAAAUCUUUCCAUAAGCUUUUGAACUUUAGAUGUUACAGAUAAGCACUUGGGGAAUUUGAAAAGUAUGUCACAUCCCUGAAAUAGGAAUAAAUUAGCAAUGAGUAAUAUGUGUCAUCUCCAACAGAUCUCGAACAUCCUACUGCUUAAUAUGGCUGCAAUAUUUUGUCCAUGUUGCAUCGUUAUUUUGCAGUCAUUAAAAUGUCGAAUUACAUUGUUGUAUGGGUAUUGCUAAGCAACGAAGUGCUGAAAUGAAAUAAAUGAUCGAUUAAAGCUCAUUACUAAGCAACUGAUGCAAUUAUAGAUGAGUAAAGUUUUCUUUUUUCGUC